UUAAGUUUUCUGAUAAUUAUGACAGCAUUGGUACUUUUCAUGGUCUUAUCCAGCUGGUACGAUAAAUCAAUCAACUACAAACAAGAUGUCGUCCAUUACAAAAGUGCUUUGACAAAUAAAAAACAAUCAUUUCUGGUGUCGUUCUCGAUACUUCGGAACUGGUAUCGUUUAACAUCCCGUUCGGAAGACCCAUUCAGUAGGGAUCUCAGAUUUCUGCAAGCCAUUCGAUUCUUCACGAUGUACCUGGUCAUAUCGGGGCAUUCUGCGUUGGUGUUUUUUGUGCUUCCCACGCAGAAUGCUUCCAAAAAGGAAAUGCUGUACCACAAAAUUGGAACCAUGAUCCUGACCGGAGGGGUUCAAAUCACGCAAACCUUCCUCGCCAUCAGUGGAUUCCUGCUGACGGUUCUGGUGAUGAAAUACGCCGAAAAACGACAGUCCAAACCGGGAAUCUUAUUCUUGUUGAAAGCCACCAUCUACCGGUACAUCCGCUUGACCCCGGUUUACGCGUUCGUGAUCCUUCUGCACGCCACGUGGCUGUUCCGCAUGCAGGACGGACCUCGCUGGAAGCUGGGAGUGGAAACCGAACGGGCCUUUUGUCGACGCAACUGGUGGACCAACCUGCUGUACGUCAAUAACUACGUCCACGCUGAUCAGCCGUGCGUUCAGCAAGGAUGGUACCUUGGAUGUGACUACCAGCUGUUCAUACUGGGAAGUUUGCUGAUGAUCCUGAUCAUAAAGUUUCGCAAGUUCACGAACCUUAUCGUGUCGGUGGCAAUCGUUCUGGCGUACGUGAUUCCGGCCCUGUUCAUCUACUAUCAGGAGUUAGAAGGUGUCUUCCUGGUAACACCUCACGCUCAGCGGUUCGUAUUAUGGUUCGAUCAGUACUAUCAGAAGUCGUACAUUCCUCUACACAUGAAUCUCGGCAACUAUCUUGCUGGGAUGCUAACUGGACUCGUAUAUCUCAAUCUCCAGAAGAACAACAUCAAUCCUGUUCAGAAAAGGUGGUUCCGGAUUGUGUGGUUUCUAAUCGUUCCGACGGCCAUCGCUAGCCUCCUAAUACACUACAUCUUCUACGUGAACGACUUCGAGAAGCCUUCGCUGUGGAUGGCCAUCUACUUCCCGGUUUUGAAGUACACCUGGGGCAUUUUCAGCGGACUGUUCUUGAUUGGGUUUGUCUAUGGAGUGGCACCAACUAUGAAACGAAUCUUCCACCAUCGAGUGUUUGAACCACUGGGACGUCUAACCUACAGUGCAUACUUGAUUCAUGUUUCCGUGAUGCGACUGUUUGUGCUCAGCAAUCGAUCGGCGAUCCACUUCAACCAUAUCGGAUCGACUGUGGUGACUCUUGCUUCCUUUGCGUUUUCCUACAUGAUAGCACUGUGCUUGUGCUUGGCAUUGGAGUUGCCCGUUUCUGCGUUACAAAAGCUGAUGUUUGGCAGUAUGAAAGAUGAAUCCGACAAGAAUGACGAAACGGAUCCGGGCAGCAAUGGGACUUUGAAAGUUGGGAAUGGUACUGCAAGACAGGAGCCUCGUUCAGAUGUAAAUAAUAGCGUAUGAUGAAUUAGUUAAAUAAAUGCAACAU
Molecule: messenger RNA, 1582 nt
Organism: Aedes aegypti (yellow fever mosquito)
Lineage: Eukaryota; Metazoa; Arthropoda; Insecta; Diptera; Culicidae
Product: nose resistant to fluoxetine protein 6
Exons: 8
Coding region: 19-1557 (512 amino acids)
Molecular function (GO): acyltransferase activity, transferring groups other than amino-acyl groups
Source: RefSeq, a predicted model, not a curated record